Varanus komodoensis (Komodo dragon) is the source of this 5048-nucleotide messenger RNA. It is a transcript of the gene TNIK, whose product is annotated as TRAF2 and NCK interacting kinase. Gene Ontology annotation, molecular function: protein kinase activity; ATP binding. The record is from RefSeq and is a predicted model, not a curated record. The coding region runs from base 486 to 4556 and encodes 1356 amino acids. Lineage: Eukaryota; Metazoa; Chordata; Lepidosauria; Squamata; Varanidae. Gene Ontology annotation, biological process: protein phosphorylation. The transcript has 32 exons.
GAAGGCGCCGCCGCCGCCAGCAGCACCGGCAUGCCCUGCUCCAGCGCGCUCGGUCGCCGGCAGGCUCGCCACCUUUAACCCUUCCGCCGCUGCCUCUGACACCUUCGCAGGCGCGCCGCCGCUGCCGGUCCAGAGGGAGCUGGACUCCCGCGCGCGGAGGACCCGCCGCGCAUUGCUCGCGCCCCUCGGAGGGGGUGGUCACUGUCCUGGCCCCUCUUCCCUUUUCUGUGCCCGUUGCGUGGUGUCCUGCCGGCGAGGAGCCGCGAGCGUUGAAGGGAGGAGCAGAGGAGGAGGAGAAAGGGGCUUGCUCUCCCCUCCCUCGACACCAGCGCCUGAGCCGAGGAGUGCAACAGAGGCAAGGUGGAGGAGCGCUUUUCCUUCCCGCCCCAAGCGAAGGACGGACGGCUUCGUACGGUUGUGCAGCGGAGGCAGCCUUGUGCUUUUUAGCUCGGUCCGUCUCCAUCGUCUGCUAAGCCCCCUUAAACAUGGCGAGUGAUUCUCCAGCACGGAGCCUGGACGAGAUCGAUCUAUCAGCCUUGAGGGAUCCUGCUGGUAUCUUUGAAUUGGUUGAGCUUGUCGGCAAUGGAACCUAUGGACAGGUCUAUAAGGGCCGUCAUGUUAAAACAGGCCAGCUUGCAGCUAUUAAAGUCAUGGACGUCACCGGGGAUGAAGAGGAGGAGAUUAAGCAAGAAAUUAACAUGCUAAAGAAAUAUUCUCAUCACCGAAAUAUUGCAACUUAUUAUGGUGCUUUCAUUAAAAAGAACCCCCCAGGAAUGGAUGAUCAGCUCUGGCUGGUGAUGGAGUUUUGUGGCGCUGGCUCUGUCACGGAUCUGAUCAAGAACACAAAAGGGAACACUUUGAAGGAAGAGUGGAUUGCCUACAUCUGCAGGGAGAUUUUACGGGGUUUAAGUCAUCUCCACCAGCACAAAGUAAUCCAUCGUGAUAUUAAGGGACAGAAUGUUUUGCUGACAGAAAAUGCAGAAGUUAAACUAGUGGAUUUUGGAGUCAGUGCUCAGCUUGACAGAACAGUUGGGCGAAGAAAUACAUUCAUUGGAACACCAUACUGGAUGGCCCCGGAGGUUAUUGCUUGUGAUGAAAACCCUGAUGCCACUUAUGACUUCAAGAGCGAUUUGUGGUCUUUAGGGAUAACAGCCAUCGAGAUGGCAGAAGGAGCUCCUCCCCUUUGCGACAUGCAUCCCAUGAGAGCUCUGUUCCUCAUUCCUCGGAACCCAGCCCCCAGGUUGAAAUCAAAGAAAUGGUCAAAAAAGUUCCAGUCCUUCAUUGAAAGCUGUCUAGUCAAGAAUCAUGGCCAGAGACCAACCACCGAGCAGCUGAUGAAACAUCCAUUCAUACGAGACCAGCCUAAUGAGAGGCAGGUUCGCAUCCAGCUCAAGGACCAUAUUGACCGGACCAAGAAAAAACGUGGAGAGAAAGAUGAGACUGAAUACGAGUACAGUGGAAGUGAGGAGGAAGAGGAAGAAAAUGACUCUGGGGAACCCAGCUCCAUCCUAAACCUGCCUGGAGAGUCAACAUUGAGACGGGAUUUUCUGAGACUCCAGCUUGCAAACAAGGAACGUUCAGAGGCCCUCCGUCGGCAGCAGCUGGAGCAGCAGCAGCGUGAGAAUGAGGAACACAAGCGUCAGUUGUUGGCAGAGCGGCAAAAGAGAAUAGAGGAGCAGAAAGAACAGAGGCGGAGGCUGGAAGAGCAGCAAAGGAGGGAGAAGGAGUUAAGGAAGCAGCAAGAGAGAGAGCAGCGGCGGCAUUAUGAGGAGCAAAUGCGCCGAGAAGAGGAGAGAAGGCGUGCUGAGCAUGAGCAGGAGUACAUCAGGCGACAGUUAGAAGAAGAACAGAGGCAGUUAGAGAUCCUGCAGCAGCAAUUAUUGCAGGAGCAAGCGCUACUUCUGGAAUAUAAGCGCAAGCAGCUAGAAGAGCAACGGCAAGCAGAGAGGCUGCAGCGGCAGUUGCAACAGGAAAGGGACUACCUGGUCUCCCUACAGCAGCAGCAGCAGCAGCAGAGACAAGAGCAACGGCCAGCCGAGAAGAAGCCGCUUUAUCAUUACAAGGAGGGGAUGAAUGCCAGUGAGAAGCCAGCUUGGGCAAAAGAGGUUGAGGAACGUUCCAGGCUCAACCGACAAAGUUCUCCAGCCAUGCCUCACAAAGUGGCCAACAGGAUAUCUGAUCCAAAUUUGCCUCCUCGCUCAGAGUCCUUUAGUAUUAGUGGGGUACAGCCUGCUCGGACCCCACCAAUGCUCAGACCAGUGGAUCCACAGAUUCCACAUCUGGUCAGUGUGAAAUCCCAAGGACCUUCCUUGCCUGCCUCUCAGUCACUGCAUGAACAACCCACAAAGGGAAUGGCUGGGUUUCAGGAGGCUCUGACGGUGACCUCUCACCGCACUGAGAUGCCAAGGCAGAACUCGGACCCCACCUCUGAAAACCCUCCUCUCCCCCCUCGUGUUGAAAAGUUUGACCGAAGUUCUUGGUUACGACAGGAGGAAGACAUUCCGCCAAAGGUGCCUCAAAGAACUACUUCCAUCUCACCAGCAUUAGCUCGGAAGAACUCUCCUGGAAAUGGGAACGCGCUUGGCCCUCGAUUAGGAUCACAUCCAAUAAGAGCAAGUAACCCUGACCUGCGGAGAACAGAGCCCAUAAUAGAAAAUCCUUUACAGAGGACAAGCAGUGGCAGCUCUUCCAGCUCAAGCACCCCCAGCUCACAGCCCAGUUCCCAGGCAGGCUCACAACCCGGAUCCCAAGCUGGUUCUAGUGAACGUAAUCGAGCCAGAGGAAAUGCCAAGCCUGAAGGAUCCCCCAUCCUCUCCCAUGAGCCAGCUAAGAUAAAGCAAGAAGAGAGCAAGGACAUGACUCGACCAAGCAGACCUGCUGAUCUGACUGCCUUAGCGAAAGAACUGAGGGAGCUGCGCAUUGAAGAAACUAACCGACCUUUGAAGAAAGUUACUGAUUAUUCCUCUUCCAGUGAAGAAUCUGAAAGCAGUGAAGAGGAGGAGGAAGAUGGGGAGAGCGAAACACAAGAUGGGACAGUGUCUGUCAGUGACAUCCCAAGACUUAUACCAACAGGAAUUCCAGGAAACAAUGAGGCCUACAACCUAGGAAUGGUGUCAAGCCAUGGCCUAGAGCCAUCCCAUACGGAUACAUUUAGCAGUAUUUCAAGAGAAGGGACUUUAAUGAUAAGGGAGACAACUGGGGACAAAAAACGCUCUGGCCACACAGCCAGCAAUGGCUUUGCUGGCCACGUCAACCUUCCAGAUUUGGUACAACAAAGUCACUCUCCUGCGGGCACACCGACCGAAGGCCUGGGCCGAGUCUCCACCCAUGGUCAAGAGAUGGACUCUGUGACUGAAUAUGGCAUGGGAAGCAGCACGAAAGCAUCUUUUGCCCCAUUUGUGGACACCAGAGUGUAUCAGACUUCCCCUAUAGAUGAAGAUGAGGAUGAGGAUGAGGAGUCAUCUGCUACAGCAUUGUUUACUAGCGAGCUGCUGAGGCAAGAACAGGCCAAACUUAACGAAGCAAGAAAAAUUUCAGUAGUCAACGUGAAUCCCACCAACAUUCGUCCUCAUAGUGACACACCAGAGAUCCGAAAGUACAAGAAACGCUUCAAUUCAGAAAUUCUUUGUGCUGCUCUCUGGGGUGUCAACCUACUGGUGGGAACAGAGAAUGGACUUAUGCUGCUGGAUCGGAGUGGACAAGGGAAGGUGUACAAUCUAAUCAACAGGAGGCGGUUCCAACAGAUGGAUGUGCUAGAAGGACUCAAUGUCCUUGUAACUAUCUCAGGAAAGAAGAACAAACUACGAGUUUAUUAUCUUUCAUGGUUAAGGAACAGAAUAUUACACAAUGACCCAGAGGUAGAAAAGAAGCAAGGUUGGAUCACUGUUGGAGAUCUAGAAGGCUGCAUACAUUAUAAAGUCGUGAAAUAUGAGAGAAUCAAGUUCUUGGUGAUUGCCUUAAAGAAUGCUGUAGAAAUAUAUGCUUGGGCUCCUAAACCAUAUCACAAGUUCAUGGCAUUUAAGUCUUUUGCAGAUCUCCAGCACAAACCAUUGCUUGUUGACCUCACCGUAGAAGAAGGGCAGCGGUUAAAGGUCAUCUUUGGCUCGCACACUGGCUUCCAUGUUAUUGAUGUGGAUUCGGGGAAUUCUUAUGAUAUCUAUAUACCAUCUCAUAUUCAGGGCAAUAUCACGCCUCACGCCAUUGUCAUCUUGCCCAAAACGGAUGGAAUGGAGAUGCUUGUGUGCUAUGAGGAUGAAGGGGUAUACGUUAAUACCUAUGGACGCAUAACAAAAGACGUGGUACUCCAGUGGGGAGAAAUGCCCACUUCAGUGGCCUACAUCCACUCAAAUCAAAUAAUGGGCUGGGGUGAGAAAGCUAUCGAGAUACGUUCAGUGGAGACAGGACAUUUGGAUGGUGUAUUUAUGCACAAGCGUGCUCAGCGGUUAAAAUUUCUAUGUGAAAGAAAUGAUAAGGUAUUUUUUGCAUCAGUGAGAUCCGGAGGAAGUAGCCAAGUUUUUUUCAUGACCCUCAACAGAAAUUCCAUGAUGAACUGGUAACAAAAGGGCACUCAGUGCUUACGUGGAUUCAUAUAUUUUUUAAUGUUAAUCAACAUUGGAACCUGUGGACAGAUGCUGUAGAAACAGGUGGAGAAGAUAUUGUGGAACAUGUUGCUUCCUUCUGUGAACACACUCACACUCACACAGACACACUCCAAGAAUACGACACACAUUUCCUGUUGUGGUUUAGGAAUGGAGUAUAAUCAAGAUCACAAGAAUGCAACACUGUAUUUGGGCAGAAAUGGACAAGGCCACAAGAGAUUUAGCAGAAUAAAUCUCUUUGAGGUCAUAAGAUUAAGCUGUGAUAGAGUCGGUUAUACAGUUUUUUGGGUUUUUAAAAGAAUUUCCUUUUUCCUUGUCCCUCUCUUUGUACGAAUGGGGACAGAUCUAAGUGUCAAACAAAGUCUCUGUUUUUAAUUUUGUCUGCCUGCUAGCAUUGACUAUAUAGUAUGUUGUAAGGUUACCAAUUAAAACUGGUGAGAGACAGCACAA